Molecule: messenger RNA, 1311 nt
Organism: Oncorhynchus keta (chum salmon)
Lineage: Eukaryota; Metazoa; Chordata; Actinopteri; Salmoniformes; Salmonidae
Product: echinoidin-like
Exons: 6
Coding region: 175-708 (177 amino acids)
Biological process (GO): biological process involved in interspecies interaction between organisms
Cellular component (GO): external side of plasma membrane
Molecular function (GO): carbohydrate binding
Source: RefSeq, a predicted model, not a curated record
GAGACAGCAGAAAAGAGGAAAUACAUUUGAGAUUAGGAUGGAGAUUAAGAGGUAUGGAAUAGGUAUAUAAGGAAGCAGAGCUGAGUGAAAGAGAGCAUCUGAAGCAAGGAGAAGCAAGAAUAGAGGAAAAAGACGACAUUUACAUACACCAAGCUGAAGAGAAGUGAAGGUCCCAUGAUGAAGGUCCUUCCCAUUCUGGCCGUGAUGCUACUCGGGACGUCUGCCAUGGUGCUCAAUGGUCUAAACUCCACCGAACCUAGGCAGGUCUCUGGGAAGGUCAAGGACUUUCCUCACUGUCCUGGCCAUUCUACCUGGUAUAAACUGGGGCACAAAUGUGUUAAGCACUUCAAGGAGGAAUUGGACUUUCAAUCUGCUGAGGGUUUCUGCCACUCUCAAAAGGACACAUCUCAUCUGAUAUCAAUCCACUCCAGCCAGGAGAACAAGGAUGUGGACGUUUUUGCUCAGACGUUCAGCAGAGAUUCCCCUCGCAUCUGGCUUGGCGGUUUUACAGUAUCUGACCCCCUUCAGCCUCACCGCUACCUUUGGACUGAUGGGUCCCCCAUGGACUACUAUUCCUGGCUUCAGAACCCCAGGCAGCCAUCCGGUGACGGACAGUGCAUGGAAAUGAACUGGCAGCGCAAAGGGGACUGGAAUGAUUACCCGUGCAGACAAACCAAUUACUUUCUGUGUGCCUUCAUACCUGGUUAAAGAGAGGAAACGAAGAGGAGGAGGGGAUGUUGGAAAAAGGGAAUGAGGAGGUUUAUCAUUUAAAGUAGAUGACAGAUGAGCAGUAUAGCAGUAUAUACUACCUGUCAGAUACGCUUUGCAUUACAGCUUUCUCAGACAUCACGACCCCAGGACCCUGUAAAAUGUUAGAGAAAACCCACUGCUCAAAGACUAAGCCUUUGUCAGCUAAAAGUUUUCACCAUCACAGUCAGUUUCAGUCCGCCCAAAGAUUUAAUGAAACAACUGAUUGUAUUAGAAACUUCUAAACACUUUGCAUUUGAGAAUUCUAUCUAGGCCUAUUGUCAGAAAACAGUAAAACAGAUAUUUUCUUUAGGAAUGUAGUGGAGUAAAAGUAUGUUGUCAAACAUAUAAAUAGUAAAGUAAAGUACAGAUCCCCCAGAAAACGACAUAAGUAGUACUUUACACCACUGCAUUUGAGAAUCCUAUCGAGGCCUAUUGUCAGAAAACAGUGCAACCUAAUCUAUUUUCAGGGGGAAUCGUGUUGAUGAAAUGCUGCUUCACUUGUUUGUACUAUGAAACACUGUGCAUUGCUUGACUAGCAAAUAAAAAAGGAAUACAACAAUA